UUCACUUCACAUUAUGAUUUUUUCUGUAUUUUGUGAGAGAAACUACGCACAGACUUUGUUCUCUACCUCCUCAAGAACAGAAGAACAAAUGACAGAAAUUUUGAAUUUCGAAGAACUGCGGCAGUUUAAGAAGCAACAUAACACUCAUUUCGACGGUAGACAUGUUUUACGUUCUUUACUAGAUCGACUUUUUUUGAUGGAUAUAAGAAAUGAUAAACAUAGCAUUUGAUAUAUAGCGCAACACUUCAUUGUCCCUUUGAACUUUUAUAAAAACUUUGACAAUAUCAAACUAGUUCGUGCUCUUCCAUCCAUUUGGAUGAGCUUUGCUUCGUUCUCUAUUGCAAAAGGUCUCGUCAGUUUUUCUAAAUGUGGUGAGUGAAUACAAGAUUUUCUGCAUAGUACAGUGAUAGACACACGUCAUCUUGGCCAUGAUACAGUCUCGCUUGAACGAGGUGUUGAAAAAUUAGCUUUUCAAAUGAACUUUUAGAAGAAAAAUCGAGAAGCGAAGAAAAUAUUGUACACCGCCGUAAAUAAGGUUUCUACUUUCCUACAGCUACAAAAUAUUAUCAGAGACAACAUAAACUCUGUACCAGGCUGUUCCUGAACUUUAAAUGAAUAAUUGAGCAGAAAAUAGCGUUCCUCGAGAGUGAAAAAGAAUCACACUAUCUACUACUACUUUCUAUUUUUCAAAACUCUGAUAUACUUGCCUAGAUGUACAAAAAAUCUGUAGACUAGUAUGUCCAGAAACUUGUCUAUUACAAAGUUCUUGGCAUGUUCAUAAUUAUAUCUAUUUUAGGGGAUCAAAAUUUCUGGAA
This is a messenger RNA of Galdieria sulphuraria, 815 nucleotides long. RefSeq lists its product as uncharacterized. Bases 14 to 229 code for a protein of 71 amino acids. NCBI's taxonomy places the organism in Eukaryota, Rhodophyta, Bangiophyceae, Galdieriales, Galdieriaceae. The record is from RefSeq and is a predicted model, not a curated record. The transcript is spliced from 2 exons.